This is a messenger RNA of Pseudocercospora fijiensis CIRAD86, 564 nucleotides long. RefSeq lists its product as uncharacterized. NCBI's taxonomy places the organism in Eukaryota, Fungi, Ascomycota, Dothideomycetes, Mycosphaerellales, Mycosphaerellaceae. The coding region runs from base 1 to 564 and encodes 187 amino acids. The transcript is spliced from 8 exons. The record is from RefSeq and is a predicted model, not a curated record.
AUGUUCUUAAGCGCCACUCCGGCUCAAACGAUACUUUAUUUCGGAGUGAUAUAUGUCUUGACCGUCCAUAAACACAUCUCAUACAUGUUGCACGGCCUGUUCUGGAAUCCUGAUCCCGGUGCGAAGCUUAUGAAAAUGACGUGCCAGAUGACGGCACGUGCCCUCCGUCCUGCUCUCAUGAAUAUAGACAUUCCCGAGGGGAAGAAGAAUCAUUGGGCACGUAGCCGAUUUAUGCUAGAAACUGCACCAAAGGCAGGAUGUAUGAUCGUAUCUAGAGUGAGAUGCUGUUCAGAUGUCCCUUUGAAAGGACAGCCAGAUCGUAGCGCGGCCGUAGCCGCGAUGACAUGCGGCAGCUCCAUACCAGGAUGCUUUCCAUAUUUGGAUUCUGAGCUCGGCUGUGUUAUUCUAUGGCUUGGGUUUUCCUGGGCAGAUCAAAAGACGAUGCCCUGGAUGGCGAAGCGUCGAUAUAUUGACGAGGCCACACUUUGCACAACUGCCGGAGUUGCAAAGAUAUGGGCCAAUCUUUCCCCGAACAUUGUCAUCGGUAUGAGGGGAGAAGUGUGA